CCACUAUCGGCUUUUAUUUUGACAACUCGCGCCGGACUUCCGAUCCGUCGCUUGCGGGUAACGUAACCGGCUGGUGAUGACAGUUGUGGCUGCGAGUGCGACGCACAGGUCAAAGCCUCGAAUAUGACUUUCCUAUUGAGUUUGUGCGCUUCGGUCGUAAACGUGUUAUGUCUGCCUCUCCACGUGAUCCACGCGCUCGGCCUCUAUAACAUAUACAAACGCCUCUUCCCGUUUUGCAUGAACCGCCUUUCUAAAGGCUACAACAAGAAAAUGCACGACAAAAAGAAGGAACUGUUUCGCCACCUGUCUGAGUUCAAGUCUGGUGGGCGACUCACGAUUUUGGAGGUCGGCUGUGGCACAGGCACGAAUUUCGAGUUCUACCCUCCCGGCAGCAAAGUGAUCUGCACCGACCCGAACCCUCACUUCCAGAAGUACCUGAAGAGAUGCAUGGAGGAGAACGAGCAGCUGACGUAUGAGAGGUUCGUGGUGGCGUCGGGGGAGGACCUGGGCUCCGUGGAGGAUGAGUCCGUGGACGCUGUGGUCUGCACCCUGGUGCUGUGCUCUGUCACCAGCAUCCCUCAGACUCUGAGAGAGGCCCAGCGGGUGCUGCGUCCAGGUGGGGGCUUCUUUUUCUUAGAGCACGUUUCUGCGGACCCCUCCACAUGGGCCCACUCCUUCCAGCACGUGUUGCAGCCUCUGUGGUACUACUUCGGUGACGGAUGCGAGCUCACGCGGCAGACGUGGCGACACGUGGAGGCGGCCGGCUUCUCCGAGCUCAAGCUGAGGCACAUUGAAGCGCCGUUCAUGUUCAUGAUCAGGCCACAUAUUAUGGGUCACGGUGUAAAAUAGCUGCUGCGGGGUGGGCCUUGAAGUUUCCCCAGACACCAAGUCACUGUCCUGUCCGACAUAUAGUCACCAGCAGUAGAAUCAGCACUACUUGAUAAUUAUUUGUUUGUGAUUCACCACUAAUUGUGUUUGUGGCUUCACUGAACAAAGGAUCAUAAAUCAAUAACUGCGUGUAUGAGCCUGCUGUGAUUUCUGUCUUGAUACGUGAUUUACGUGUAGUAAUAACAGAUUUACCUGCUGAUUUGCUGAUUUCAACCAGUGUUUGAACAUGCCAGUCACUACAGUACACGUCUGUUAUAAAAUCACCAGUCAACAUUAACUGUACUUUCGUAAUGAAAAUGUCUUGCUGUCUAGCUUCCCUUUUACCUGAUGUUGCCGCUUUGUUUUAAUUGAAAAUUUAAAAAAUAAUAAAUAAAAUGUUAACUUUUUAA
Betta splendens (Siamese fighting fish) is the source of this 1277-nucleotide messenger RNA. Its product is annotated as putative methyltransferase-like protein 7A. Lineage: Eukaryota; Metazoa; Chordata; Actinopteri; Anabantiformes; Osphronemidae. The coding region runs from base 124 to 849 and encodes 241 amino acids. The transcript is spliced from 2 exons. The record is from RefSeq and is a predicted model, not a curated record. Gene Ontology annotation, molecular function: S-adenosylmethionine-dependent methyltransferase activity.